AUGACUCGUCUGCGUGCAUCGCGACUGUCAUCCAUCCUAUUUUCCUGCCCGAAACGAAUACACACUUCAAGAACACGCUACACGAUUGCCCGGCGCUCCCCUACCAUGACAUCCGAGUCGCCCCGUCCGAACCUGGAGCCUGUCCUUGAUCGACUCGCCUCUCUCGAAACACAAAUUGAGGAGCUUCGGUCCAUUGGUGGCAACGCAGGCCUUUCCAUCGGAGUGGCCCACAAAGGCACCAGCAUCUUCGAGAAACACUUUGGCUUCCGAAAUGUCAACUCCGCCACGCCACCAGAUAGCGAGACCGUCCAGCACAUUGGUUCGAUGACCAAGGCCUUUGUCGCGGCCGCGGCCGCGUCCCUGGUAGAGGACGGCAAGCUGUCCUGGGAGACACCCCUCGGCGAGAGUGGCGUUGUCCCGCUCUUCUGCGAGUCCAACACGGAGCCCGAGAACAAAUCUCUUCCACAGGUGAAUCUGUUGGAUCUUCUGGCACACCGGCUGGGUGUUGCCAUGAAGCAGAGCUACUGGCAUCUAAUGUCUACCGCUCUUCUCUCCGAAAAGGCCAACACAGCCCACAUUGUCUCCAAGUUGCCUCCCGUGGCCGAGUUUCGGUCCAAAAUGUCGUACAACAACUGGGGAUACGCCCUGGUGGGACAAGUCAUCGAACAUGUCUCUGGCCAGGACCUUGGCCAGUUCAUAGCCCAGCGCUUCUUUGAGCCUCUGGGCUUGAAGAACACGACGCUCGGCAAACCCUCGAGCGAAAAUUACGCUGCAUCAUACAUGGCACUCAGCGACGGAACCCCUUUCCAGGUGGAACACCCGCCUCUGAACUCCGGUACCGUCAUGGCCCCCGCUGGUGCCAUGAAGUCUACCAUGAGCGACAUGCUUGUCCUUUAUAGCGCUCUCCUCGAGGCUUUCCAGAACCAGUCGCUCUCUGAUGCUACAUCGAAGCAUACUUCGCCCUUUCGUCAAGCAACGGCUUUGUUUGCCAAACAUUCCACCAUACAGCCAGGCUCGGCUUAUGGAAUGGGCUGGUGUCUAACCGAGCUACCCGAUCAGGCGGGAUUGGUUGGUGUUAAUUCGUACGAAUCCCCUGAUGGCAUGCCGGUAAUUGGAAAAGAUACCAAGCCGCAGCGCCUCUUUUAUCACAACGGUGCAAUGUGCGGGGCUCUGAGUGCCGUCUAUCUUCUCCCUGACAGUGACUUUGUCGUCGUUGUCCUCGGAAACUCUUUCGAUCUUUAUGAUACCCCAGAUUUCGCCGCUCAGCUUGUAAUCGAGGCAAUCAUUGGAGUUCCAAACCCUGUCGACUUCAUACCGAUUGCCAAGAAAACCGUUGCCAAUGCAUUGUCACACCACCCGGACAUGAAUGCGCAGCUCGAGAAGGAGCGCACCCAGGGAACGAGUCCAAAAGCCCUGUCCGAGUAUGCCGGUUACUACACCUCUGCAGAGGGCAGCGACUACGGCUUUCAAGUUUCAGUUCUGCAGGAAAAGCUUCGCGUCAACAUCCAGGGGAUCGCGGAUGUCUUCUAUGACCUGGAGCAUUACGAGCACGACGUCUUCGCCUUCUACUGUGACAGAGAUGCGGAAUCGAAAAGGAUGAUUUAUCCGAACGCUUCCAUCAUGAUGCACAAAUUCUUCUUCGAGGCUGAUGAGCAGGGAAAGGUGCUACACGUGCGUUGGGCCCAUGACUUCACCUAUCCAUCUGGGGAGCUUUUCAAAAAAGGACGUGCCCCGAGCACUUUGAAGCUAUAG
Messenger RNA from Akanthomyces muscarius, 1752 nucleotides. RefSeq lists its product as uncharacterized. The coding region runs from base 1 to 1752 and encodes 583 amino acids. The transcript is spliced from 2 exons. The record is from RefSeq and is a predicted model, not a curated record. Lineage: Eukaryota; Fungi; Ascomycota; Sordariomycetes; Hypocreales; Cordycipitaceae.